CGUCCCGGGCGCCCCCGCGGGCCAUGGAGCUGGCGGCCGGCAAUCUCAGCGCGGGGAACGCGAGCGGGCCCGAGCCGCCCGCCCCGGAGCCGGCGCCGCCGCUCCUCGGCAUCGGCGUGGAGAACCUCGUCACCCUGGCGGCGUUCGGCCUGAUCUUCGCGCUCGGCGUGCUGGGCAACAGCCUGGUGAUCACGGUGCUGGCGCGCAGCAAGCCGGGCAAGCCGCGCAGCACCACCAACCUGUUCAUCCUCAACCUGAGCGUCGCCGACCUGGCCUACCUGCUGUUCUGCAUCCCCUUCCAGGCCACGGUGUACGCGCUGCCCACCUGGGUGCUGGGCGCCUUCGUCUGCAAGUUCAUCCACUACUUCUUCACCGUGUCCAUGCUGGUCAGCAUCUUCACGCUGGCCGCGAUGUCGGUGGACCGCUACGUGGCCAUCGUGCACUCGCGGCGCGCGUCCUCCCUGCGGGUGUCCCGCAACGCGCUGCUGGGCGUGGGCUGCAUCUGGGCGCUGUCCAUCGCCAUGGCCUCGCCCGUGGCGUACCACCAGCGCCUGUUCCACCGGGACGUCAGCAACCAGACCUUCUGCUGGGAGGAGUGGCCCAACCAGCGCCACAAAAAAGCCUACGUGGUGUGCACGUUCGUCUUCGGCUAUGUGCUGCCGCUUCUGCUCAUCUGCUUCUGCUACGCCAAGGUCCUUAAUCAUUUGCAUAAAAAGUUGAAGAACAUGUCCAAGAAGUCAGAAGCAUCGAAGAAAAAGACGGCGCAGACGGUCCUGGUGGUGGUGGUGGUUUUUGGGAUCUCCUGGCUGCCGCACCACAUCAUCCACCUCUGGGCUGAGUUUGGCGUUUUCCCUCUGACGCCUGCCUCCUUCCUCUUCAGGAUCACAGCCCACUGCCUGGCGUACAGCAACUCCUCGGUGAAUCCCAUAAUAUACGCAUUUCUCUCCGAAAACUUCAGGAAAGCCUACAAGCAAGUGUUCAAGUGCCACCUGCGCCCUGAGUCACCGCUCAAUGAUACUAAAGAAAAUAGAAGUCGCAUGGACACCCCGCCAUCAACCAAUUGUACUCACGUGUGAAGGUGGACACCUCAGAGCCUCGCAUCGUGGAUUCCACACGCGUGGACCAGGCCGGACAAAGUACAGGGAGGAGUUAAGCAAGGCUGCACCUUGUUAUCUUAGCAACAAUUCAUGCUAUUUUAAUUAGUUCAUGCUGUGUUUCUAAGGUACUUUCAUCCAUUUAGGACACCCCUAGGUGCAUGCAGAUUGUUUUUAAAUCCUAUUUCAAAGAAAGGGAACACUGCAUAGCUUCAUACCUCUUGAGAAAUGAAAGGUGAAUAGAGUUCCACAGGUACGUUCAAUUCUUCAUAGAACGAGGACCUCUCAAUAUGGUCGGGAAUAUUUACGAUCUACGUUUUGAAGCAGGUUUAUUUAUAAAAACAUUUACGCUUUAGCACUUCAAUUUUAAGAAACGUGGUGAUACUGUAAGCGCCGUGUUUAAACAUAUAUGAUCGUGGCCACCCAGUGAACAUGUUACCGGAAUUUUACUUUUGUGGUCAUUUACGUGGAGGCGCAUCUAUUCAGUGGAAAUAGGACUUCGCUAAGUUUAUUUGCACAGACACACCUGCUCCCAGGUGUGAACAGUGCGUGGGUUGCUGCAGGUGUGCUGCAUCCGUCUGUGCUCACGAGUGCAUCUCAGGAGGUCAGCCAAGGGUCAUGGCACAGAUCCCAGGGGUUAGCUGUGGGCGCUGCCACAUAAGAAAUAUCCUGUGAACUCAGGCUUUGUAGAGUUGACUGGAAAAAAAGAAAAAAAAACAACAAGGGAAAAAGCCAAGUACAACUAUUCUACCAUAAUAGUGGAAGCUGUGAAUGAGCUUUUGAGAAUGAAACUGGGCAUUAGCUACAUCUGGAAUGGAACCUACUGCAAAAGACAGAAUUAGGGAAACAAUGCCAGGGAAGAUGAUGUGUGGGUCACAAUGCCCACGGGGCCAAAGAAUAGUCAGAAUCAAGCCUUGUGAGUAGAUAUGCCUAGGAAAUCCUAUCUCGCACAAAGAAUGCUUUUUUUGUUAAUUUGUAAUGAUGUCUCAUGAACAUUUACCCCAAAUAUUACUCCCCCUGGAAAUGUUAAUUUGUAGCUAAAAUGAUCACCACUUGAGUUUCAAAUGCAGUUUUCAUGACAAUUUCAUAUUUAUCCAUGUUUACAAGGAGACAAUGGUAUGAAAAGAUUAAAUUAUCCUAUACUAGAAAAUAAUUUUCUGACUGCCAGACUUGGGUAUCUUUUAGGAGGAUGCAAAAAGCAAGAGGAUUUUUAGAAAAUGAUUUUGUAUAACGUGCACGUGUGUCAAAUCAGGACGCCAUAGGAAAUAUCGAAAUUUAGGCCAACAAACAAACUCAUUGUAAGUCUUCUCACGUUGACUUCUGAAGCUCGCCAAUUUAUUUUCAGUGAUGAUGUUGCUGCAGCAAACACUGUUCACGUUUGCAAUGGUUCUCUGGCUAGACUAGGAGAAAAUUGUUAGACAGGACGGGAAAUCAAGAGCUUUCAUGUUUCAUGUCUGAUGGCCAGGGAAAGGAGCUGUGUAUGCGUAUGUGAGUAUUUGAAAGAACGGUGGAAACCCUGCACGUGGAACAUUUUCCACACUUUAUGCAAACUCAGCGGCAGAAAUGCGUUAUUCUGACAACGAAACCUCAUGUGCUUUAUGGAACUAGAGGUGGUCAUUGCAAAGCCAGGACAACUUCUGCGUGUGACUCUCCAGCUGCACAGAGUGGCCUCCUGGUUGCCUUUGGACUUGCAUGGAUGAGAAUAACUUUCUGCACUGUGGCUGUUCCCUGUUCUGUUCUCCAAUUCCUAUGCUCAGAAAUGGAAGUUUUAAAAAGAAUGCUGCUGUCUUCUAAGAUGCACUGCAAAGGCGCUUCCAGGAUGCGCUGGCCCACGCCGCUCUGCUCUCUCACGGAUGCUGGUGGCACAGUGAAGCGAGAGGCUCAGCACCGGAGCAUAACUGACCUGCAAACCCAUAGUGUUUAGUGUAAGCACAACUCGUGUCAUGUCAUAGUCAGAUGGGUUGUCCUUUCUUCACAUCGACGCUUUAAUCAGAGUUCAGCUUGUUUCUCCUAUAAUGAGUUUUGAUCCGAUGAUAACGUAUGACCUGAGGCUCUAAACCUGUCAAGUUUUCUGAACACAGAGUCCCAGGACCUGUAGCCGACUCCGGUUACCCAGGAAGCAUCGGGGCAUGCCUGGCACACUGGGCAGCUGCUCUCCUGAUAGCAUAUAUAAUUAGCGGGACCAACCCAGAAGCACCUUCCCUUCCUGCAGGAAGUGCAGAAGGCCUCCGGGCCACAUACAUCACCCUGCUGCAGCCCAGGCUCCGGGAGAAAUACCACGUGUGCAUUUGAAGCCAAGCUGCUUGAAAACCUGGCUUUUCAGUGAACUUGAAAGAAAAUUGAUGUCUUCUCCUCAGAUUUGGCUGCCUAGGUGCCCGAGGCAGCUGUUAUUUUUCUGGGCUUUUUGAUUUCACGUGGGAGACAGGUUCUGGGAUCUUUAAAUGCUUGCUGUUUCAUAUGUAUAAGCAACAAUUUCCGUUUCCUGCUGCUGAAUAGUGACAUGGUGGACAAGGCUUUCUUGUCCUAUUUUCCCAGCAGAUUUCCUAAAAAGAUUCCCUCUCUGCUGUUCUGACCUGUGUGUGCUCAGCAAUGUGAGGACUGAUGCCAUUGUCUGAACAUUUUAGGUAAACGUUUGCUGUUAAUGAGAUUGUUCUCCUGCGCACAUCGGGAGGAAACCAUCAUUUCCUUCAUUCUCUGCCUCCCCACCCCACCUUUGUGUUCUCUCCCAAGCGCCUCACUCCAGCAGUCCCCACCAUAAUAUUCCUCCUCCUCCUCAGAUAGAAGGAGCUAGAGCGGGAGGAGAGAAGAUGACUGAGCUGCAUGAGUCAUCACGGCUAAGGCUUCUGUGACUCAACUCCGAAUUGCGGUACCGCAGACAAUUGCAUUUGCUGGGUGCCUCAGAUGCAUUGAGACACCGCAUUAAUAAUUCCGAUAUGUUAAUUGAACCCCAAGGUCAGGUUUGUUCUGAGCGGGAGACAAGAACUCAUCUAAGCACCGUCUCGUCUCCUUCCCCCAGAGAGCCACAGAUUCCUGCGAGUUGCAAAGUGCUCACAGGUACCACAGAAGCAGCGCUACCCUGAGAAAAAUGGCCUGUUGUGUAGCUCCGCCACGUUCCUGCUUAAAAGGAUUUAUUAAACCCAUGAGCAGAAACCACACAGUCAUGAAAUGGGACACCUGUAUUGAUGUGGCCACUUUCUCUGCAAACUUAUCAUCUGAAACUUGUAAAUUUUGGUCUACACUGGUUGCAAAUAUCACCCAGGGUUUACAUUUGUAGGCUUUCUAUUUAAGGUAAUUCUACUUUUCUUGGCCUUUGAAAAUGUGCUGCAUAUUAAGUUAUUUGUCAAGUAGAUGUUAGUGAGUUGUUUAUUUAAUGACUUGUUUGUUUGUAAAAAGCUAUACAUAGCAAGAGUGGGUGGCCUAACAUGCUAUUAUAAUAGAUGCUUGUUGUCUUGGAAAGAAUUACAAGAUGGUCAUUUUCUCUGAUUCUAACUAAUUCCGUGUUUUAAUAAUUCCUCUUUUAGAAGUGGAAAGGUUGAGCCUGAACAGUUUAGAACGCUUAAGGCUACUCCGGUGGUGGCUGAAACAGCGGCCAGCCUGCCUGCCGAGGGGGCCCUCCCUGUGCGUCCUAAGGGUCCGUCGGAGGGUUUUGUUUACUGUGAAGGUGCCAGAAGGUGGUUCCCUGGAGUGGCAGGUUCACUCACAGCCCGUGUCCCUUCGGUUGCCAUGCUGGGUUCCUGAGCUCCGCACAGCUACCUGCGUGGUUUGACAAGACUUGCGAAUGGCGAGCAGCCCCGGGCUGUGCUCUCAGCUGAGCGUCUCACUGCUUCUCCUGGGCGUGGGCCCCAGCCACCCACAGCCUUUGCGCACAAGCUUCUGGGCGCGGGGUCCAGUCCUGAGUGCAGUCGUGGUGACAGGGGUCACCUGGGGAGUGGGCAGCGGGCAGGCAGGCUGCUGAGUGCUGCUUACUUUUUUAGACACUGGGAAUAAGCCGGACUUGCUCUCCGGCUGUUUCAUGUUGGCUAAGUUCGCCAUAGUCAGAUGAGUGUACGAAGAGCACAUCUUCUGGCUUAAGACGUUGAUUCACUUUGGGGGUGGAUCGCCUCAUCGUCUUCGCUGGGGAACAGGCUCCCGGAUACUCAGAGUACAUUGUGUCGCUCCCAGUUCUCAGCAGUGGGAAACGUCAGCAUGAAGACGGCCAGCUGCUCCAGGUUGGGGCUGGUGGGCACCCCGCCGCUGUGUGGGUGACCUUCCCGACCUGCUCCGGUCGCUAACCAUGUCCACUCCUCUGAGGAGAUCUGGGCAGGUAAAUGGGCUGCUCUUCAUCUGUCAUCUGUCAUGAGUGGAGGUGACAUCUACGCGGGGACCCUGGGGUGCAGAGCAAUGGCCAGAGAAGGAACCAGAAUGACCACUUGUCGUCCCAAGUACUGCCAGUUGGAUGGCGUCUCCUGCUAGAAGCAGAGGUCCAGGAAAGCAGAGGUAGCUGGGGACAUGUUGAUUUGCAGUGGAGACCUUCCUAUCUUGUUAGAAAAAAAAAAUCAGUGUAAACGUGUUGUUUUGGCGCCUUUGUCAGGGCCACCUCCCUUUGACUGUGAGAAGGUAUUGUUUAAAAGCAAAAGCGUGCCGUUUUCCUCCUAAAGAGGAUGUGGCUGGUACGUACCAUGGCUGGGAAGUAACCUCCAAGGGGGCGGCUUGGGCUCAGGCAGCUGGAAGGAGCUGGUGGCAUCUCAGGCAUGUGCGUCCUCUUGGGUAACUGUCAUUUUCUCAAGUGACAUCUGCCUGAGUUAGAUGCAGACUCACGCUGCCUUGUAGAAAGGCUAAUGGAUGUUAGGAAAUUGAGGUUUGGUUUAAUUCUGUUGGUGAGUUGCCCGUGGAAGAGCUGUCAUUGGUAUUUUCACAUAUCAAAGAAGAACGCUGAAAAGACGAAUGAGCCUCAAAGCCAAGUGCACAUGUCACUGCACUGGGGAGCCCCUGAGGGCCUGGUUCUCAAACUCACCGGCAUGGCACUGCCUGAAGAACUGGCUCCGGCACCUCCAGAGUUUCUAACGCAGGAGGCCUUUCCAAUAGGCUCUUCGGUGCCAUUGAUGCUUCUGGCCCAGCGAUGGCAGGUUUGGGCGUGGAGCCUGGACACUUUUGAGGUCUCUAGGAGUCAGUUAGAACUGCUGCUGCUGAGGAGACAGCCCUUUACAAAUCCAAACCUCUAUGAUUCUGUGAAAAAACUGCUUACAGGAGACCCAAAUCAUUCAGAUUUUUAUGUUUUACACUGAUCAGGUUCAUAAUACAUCUGUUCAACACCCUAUUUCAAUACCCUAGCUACAGAAAUGUGGACGUUUUCAACAGCCUGAAGGACUUCGAUAGCUCCAUGUAAGGGGUUUCAGAGAUCAUCAUCAAUUUUUCCUUCCAAAAAAUAAAAUAAACAUUUUGUGGGAAAAGCACCUCUACAUUCACUGAUUCCCCGAAAAUGUACAGGGGUCAAUAUAAUGUUCAAAAUUGUCACAUGUGGGUUUUUGAACUUGAUGUUUCUGUUAAUUGUGUGCAUGUCUUUCUGUGUGGCUGCUAAUUUUUAACUACGUUAUUAUCUCUAAGAGAUAAAUGUAACUUCCUCUGUGUUUAAAGAUUUUCAAUCAAAUAUCUCCUGAUAACAUAGUAGUGCAGAUAAGGAAGACAAUCUCUGUAUAUCGUGUUUUUAUUUUACUAAUGUGAUUGCUCAGGCACAGCUGUGUGAGUAAUGCUGAGCACGGGUCUCACACCAGACGCUGUUCUCUGGGGUUUGCAGCUCUAAAAUUUGUCUCAUCAUCUGUGAAAUUUUGCAUGGAUAUCACUUAGCAUGAAUACCAGUAAACUUGCAAAGCCAAAGCCCAAAAUUAACAGCUUCUAUUAAUCCACUUAGUAGCAAGUGCAGUCCUCAUCGCUUCCCUCUGUGUUCUGCAUGAAAUCCAGCUGGGAGUUGGGAUUUGGAUCAACUUGCUUAAAUUGAAAAUAAAAU
Hipposideros armiger (great roundleaf bat) is the source of this 7077-nucleotide messenger RNA. RefSeq names its product galanin receptor 1 (gene GALR1). Gene Ontology annotation, cellular component: plasma membrane. The transcript has 3 exons. Gene Ontology annotation, biological process: G protein-coupled receptor signaling pathway; negative regulation of adenylate cyclase activity; positive regulation of cytosolic calcium ion concentration. NCBI's taxonomy places the organism in Eukaryota, Metazoa, Chordata, Mammalia, Chiroptera, Hipposideridae. Gene Ontology annotation, molecular function: galanin receptor activity. Bases 24 to 1076 code for a protein of 350 amino acids. The record is from RefSeq and is a predicted model, not a curated record.